Messenger RNA from Lolium perenne, 3197 nucleotides. Its product is annotated as F-box protein At5g49610-like. The record is from RefSeq and is a predicted model, not a curated record. Gene Ontology annotation, molecular function: protein binding. NCBI's taxonomy places the organism in Eukaryota, Viridiplantae, Streptophyta, Magnoliopsida, Poales, Poaceae.
UCUGUUGCAAUUACAAACAUUGCCACCGAUUAGUGAAAGAAACGGUUCGUCAAGUUGUACUCUUUCGUCGCUAAUAAUUAUCGACUUCCUACGGCCGCGCGUGUGUUUCCUGUCAACGAUACUGGGCCACAACUAAUAAAAAACGAUGCUGGGUCAGGUUGUGCCCUGCGCCCCUGCCUUCUUCUAUGGGCCGCACUCCAGCUCUAUGUCAUCCUCGAUUGGUUUCCUUAAUUACAUGCCCUGGUUCUCCAUGGACUCUUCCGCUCCGGCCCAAAAACCAACCCGGCGGUGCAGCUUACAAACAGAGCAAACUAUCGAGCUAGCCCUACCUUGAAUUCUAAGAUGAUGGUUAGCCGCCGUCGACCGGUGUCCUAGACGUGCACCACUGCCGCCUAGAAGAUGGAGUUGGAGAAACUGGCUGCUCACUUGGAUGCCACAUGAAGCAAGUGCGAUUUGUUUCCUCCCUUCUUGUGUUGAGCAUCAUUCGAUUCUAUGCUACCACAAAAUAGAAAUCGAAUAGCCAUCUUGCAAGAAGUUGGAUGAGCCGCUACACUGGUUCUUGGUUACAAAUGUGUGACUCACAAGCGUUUCAAUUAAUGUGUUUUUUAAUGUCAAGUAAUUAUUGUGUUUCGGCAAGAAGCAAGUCAGCCAGCAGCAAUUUGAUCUGUAUAUCUAGCCAAAGGGAAGUAGUCUAGCAAGGCCAAGAUAGCUAAUACGUACAUGACCAACCUGAUCGAUCAACCAGCCUGCUUGAUAGCUGCUACUAGCUUGCAUGUGCGCGCCUUACCACUAGCUUAAACGCAAUUUUUUUGAUGUUAAUUCGGUGAAUAAAUCGUUAGCUACAACAGAUAUACUCUCAAUAAUUGAAAAAAAAACAAUUAUGUGUAUAUCAUACUUGUGGUGUGGAAAUUGUGCGAGAGGAACAGAAAAGUUAACGAUAUAUAGGGAGAUGAGAGAGGAAAUUAUACCCAAAUACAUUUAUAUCAUAUUAAAAAUUGAUUUUAAAUUAAAACAUAUUUAAUAACUAAGACCAAAGACCAAAUCUCCGUUGCAUGAUUAAUCAACUAGAAAUUGAUAAUUUUUUAUUUCGGAUGCAACGCACGGGUCUGUGUAGGGCAUCCAAGUGAAAAGAAGGACAACAUCAGUCGUGCACCACUUAGCUUGAGCCCAAUGGGGAGGUGGUUGAUGGGGCAACCAAUGAUCACAACUUCGUCAUCGCUCUACACCUAGACAACUGAAACUCUUCAAUGACGACAAUGGCAUGCUACACGUGCUACAGUCUAUUCUCGAGAGAUGGUGACAUGGACGACCAGGGAGUAGAGGGAAGGAGAGUGGACUAUAAUGAUCAAAAUUUGCUUGGAAAACCUUGGCAAGAUAGGCUACCAUUCUUCUCAUCUAACAUCGCAUGCAUGUUUUCUGUCUUCCGCCGCAUCGCGCGGGCAUUGUACUAGUCCAUGAUAAAGUCCAUUGACUAGUAUUUUUUCCUUUUCUUUUUGAGGGAGCAAAACCCAAUCAUCUCAUCGUUGUCUCUCUGAAGUGCCCCUGGGCUGUUAUCGGGCUUAAUUGAGCCCAUAAAUUUCUCGCCGGCUCUGCUUCCUCGUUCCCUCGGGGAAGCGAAGCUCCGCCGCCUCCCCGUCGACCAGCGCCAGUACCGCUCCAGACGAAGGUCUCCUCUCUUCCCUCUCACGGUAACACGCCAUGGACAUGGAGGAGAGCUCCAUGAAGAAGCUGAGGCAGGAUAGCCCUCCAGCGACGGCGGCCAGCCUAUUGACCGACGACCUCAUCUUGGAGGUCCUCUCUCACCUCCCAGCCAGGUCCGUUCGCCGUUUCAAGUGCGUCUCUACGGCCUGGCGCGACCUCAUUGCCGACCCCGCCCACCGCAAAAAGCUGCCUCAGACCCUUGCUGGCUUCCUGUACAACAAAUACAAGCCGGGCGGCGCCCUAAGCGGACACUUUGCCAGCGUCUCAGGCGGCGCAUUGCCGGUCGACCCUUCCCUCCAUUUCCUGCAACCUAACAAGUUCAAGUAUAUCGCCCUUGAGGACACCUGCAAUGGCCUUCUUCUCUGCGCCUGCUACAACAAGGAGACUCCUGACUCAGAUAAGGAUGAAUACCGUCAUGUCGUGUGCAAUCCUGCCACGGAAAGGUGGACCGAGCUGCCCCCUCCACCUCAGGCUCUGGCAAACAGAUUUUACAGUACCACACGUCUGGCUUUCGAUCCGGCAGUGUCGUCCCAUUUCCACGUUCUUCAAUUUUGGCAGACCAUUUCGGGUGUAAAAAAUUGUGCCAGAGGAGUAGACAUCUUCUCAUCGAAAACUGGAGCCUGGAUUCAUAGAAAUAGUGGGUUGCUUGAGAAAAUUGCAUUGUUCCGUCGAACUAGGAGCGUCUUUUUUUGUGGCAUGCUGCACCUGGUUGGCAGGCUGAACACCAUAAACGUCGACAAAGAAUCUGUGCUGAUGGUGCUGGUCCAGGUGGACAUGGAGGGGAAGGCGUGGAAGACUAUCCAUCUACCCAUUGGCUCUAGUUUUGAAGCAAUUGGAUUAUCACAGGGGUGCUUGUACUAUGCUGGUAGUACAACCCAAACUCAUAUCAGUAAGAAGAAUACUGUCCAACCUACCAAGAUAACACUCUGGUGCCUUGAGAAUCAUGAUAGUAAAGAGUGGGUCUUGAAGCAUAGCGCCAGCAUUAAUGAGCCCUUGGGCAUAAUCUGGGUGGAGUUCAGGGUGUUUGCAAUUCAUCCAGAUUGCAAUACCGUUUUUUUGGUUCCCAUUGGAGGUGAUAUGUUGGCGUACGAUAUGCAGCAUCAGAAAUUUGUCGAUAUCCUUAAUCUUGAGGAAGACAAUGUUCGGGUAUAUCUACCUUAUGUUCCUCUGUUCUCAGAGGCAUUAGCAGAUGCCGAUGGGCAGUAGUGUUACCUACAAACCACCCCUAUACUUCCUAUGAAGAUUUAUUCGUCUGUAGGCUCUUCUGGAUCUACUUGAGUUAUGUUGUUCAAUUUACUGGUUCAGAAAUAACUGCUAGCUUUAUUUUCAGUUGGGAGCCAUGCCUGGUCACUCAACAGAUUAAGCAUAUCGUUACUUUUAAAGGGCAUGGUUACUACUGUUUGUGUUUGUCUAUCUGUUUUUCUAGAAACAAUUAGUUCAGUGAGGCUAAAUUAUGCUGUAACGUGGCUCUCUUGGCCAUAGUAUCGAAUGUUUAU